AUGGCAGCCUCCGUGUGUCGGUGCUACGAGCUGGUUGGCAGACGUGCCUUGGCCCUCAGCUCCCGGUGUCUGGUCUCCUCUGUGUGGAGAGGAGAUGCCUACAGGUUACAGAGGAGCCCAGCAGCUGCUGUGCAGGUGCGAUAUGCCUCAGGGCGUAAAGGUUUCCUGGGAGAGUUUGUGGAUAACCUCCGUCAGGAGUUCAGUAAGAAUCAGGAGAUGAAAGAUAACAUAAAGAAGUUCAGAGAGGAGGCCAAGAAGCUUGAGGAGUCCGAUGCCCUCCAACAGGCACGCCGGAAAUAUAAAACUAUUGAGGCAGAGACGGUGAAGACCUCAGAGGUGUUCAAGAAGACUUUCGGCUCCCUGUCAGAGACUAUGAAGGAGGGUCUGGAGGAGAUGACUCGUACCGACAUUGGUAAGAAGAUCAAGGAAGGUGUGGAGGAGGCAGCCAAGACAGCCAUGCACUCAGCUGAAUCUGUCUCCAAGGGGGGAGAAAAACUGGGCAAGACCAGUGCAUUCAAGGCCAUCUCACAGAGUGUGGAGACCAUGAAGAAGGAGAUAGAUGUUGGUGAUGCCGGCCCUUACAGGGCUCCUCCUCAGCUGAGGAAGAGAAGUGAUUUCUCAUCUAAAGGAGCAGACAGUGACACCAGAGUGUUCGAGGCCAAUGAGGAAGAUAUGGGUGUCGUUCUCCACAAGGAUGCAAAGUGGUACCAACAGUGGAAGGACUUCAAGGACAAAAAUGUUGUUUUUAAUAGGUUCUUUGAGAUGAAGAUGAAAUAUGAUGAAAGUGACAAUGCCCUUAUCAGAGCAUCCCGAGCUGUGACUGACAAAGUUACUGACCUCAUAGGUGGUCUUUUCUCUAAGACGGAAAUGUCAGAGGUUCUGACGGAGAUCGUGAAGGCAGACCCCAACUUUGACAAAGACUCUUUUCUCAAACAGUGUGAGAAGGACAUCAUCCCAAAUAUACUGGAGGCUAUGAUCCGUGGAGAGCUGGAUGUACUAAAGGACUGGUGCUAUGAAGCUACAUACAGUCAGCUGGCUCACCCCAUCCAGCAGGCCAGAGCUUUGGGGCUGCUCUUUCAAUCCAAAAUCCUUGACAUUGAUAAUAUAGACUUGGCGAUGGGGAAGAUGAUGGACCAGGGCCCUGUGCUCAUCAUCACCUUCCAAGCUCAAGUCGUCAUGGUGAUCCGCAGCCCCAAAGGAGACAUAGUGGAAGGAGAUCCGGAGAAGGUGAUGAGGAUGAUGUAUGUUUGGGCAUUGUGUCGUGACCAGGAGGAGCUGAACCCUAACGCAGCCUGGAGACUCCUCGACAUCUCUGCCUCCAGCACCGAGCAGGUUCUCUAGAAGGAGGAGGAACGCAGGUUAAGAGGUGCAUCUUGGACACACAAACUGAGAAGACCGGACAGGAGAAAACAAGGAUGUGCCUGAAAAAACCUGCAUGUGCUGGCGCUCGUAAACACACAUAUUUAAUGAGGGCAGAGUAAACCCAUGCUCCUGUGUACACGCACUACCAUUUCUCUAUCGCCACCCACAGGAUUCAUGUGUCGAUGUGUAAAAACAUGGAGAUUUGACAAACUCGUAGAAAUGUGAACAUCCACUGCGCGUAUAUGUGUUGUCUCUUGCACCGGUUUGCUCAGUUUUUGGGUUUCCAGGUACUGAGAGGAUUGUGAAUAUUGAACAUAAACUUUAUUUCUGAAAAGGAUGCAAGCAACGUUACACCCGCUCCCCCACCCCUCCACCUCUUUUCUUUCAUCUGAUGGUACAAGUCCAUCCAGCCUUGGUGACCAAAUCCCAGAA
Messenger RNA from Scomber japonicus (chub mackerel), 1794 nucleotides. Its product is annotated as mitochondrial import inner membrane translocase subunit TIM44-like. The transcript is spliced from 13 exons. The record is from RefSeq and is a predicted model, not a curated record. Gene Ontology annotation, cellular component: mitochondrial inner membrane. Lineage: Eukaryota; Metazoa; Chordata; Actinopteri; Scombriformes; Scombridae. Gene Ontology annotation, molecular function: protein-folding chaperone binding. Gene Ontology annotation, biological process: protein import into mitochondrial matrix. The coding region runs from base 1 to 1341 and encodes 446 amino acids.